This is a messenger RNA of Malania oleifera, 6086 nucleotides long. RefSeq lists its product as uncharacterized. The transcript has 18 exons. The coding region runs from base 198 to 5822 and encodes 1874 amino acids. Gene Ontology annotation, biological process: 5S class rRNA transcription by RNA polymerase III; transcription initiation at RNA polymerase III promoter. Gene Ontology annotation, cellular component: transcription factor TFIIIC complex. Gene Ontology annotation, molecular function: DNA binding. Lineage: Eukaryota; Viridiplantae; Streptophyta; Magnoliopsida; Santalales; Ximeniaceae. The record is from RefSeq and is a predicted model, not a curated record.
AUUGUCAUCAACGAGAAUUGAACCCUAGACCCCGAUCCCAGCCGUUAUCCGACUUCGCUGCCUCAAACAUCCAUCCAACGAACCACCCUCCUUCACCCGCCAAAACGACGAGAACGAGGAGGAGGACCACCACACACACUCUCUCUCUCCAUGACUGAGCUCUUCUGCUCAUUUUUCUGCUACAACACACGCUCCCAAUGGACUCGAUCACAUCCUCAGCGCUAGAGGAGAUAUGCGUUUCCGGCCCUUCCGGUCUCCCUCUCGCCGAACUCUGGCCCAAGCUCCGCCCAUCCGUUUCCUCCGCUGGCCUUGACUUUAGCUCCGGGGUCAAAGGCGCUCUCUGGUCCAGCCUCCUCCGCGUCCCCGCCCUCCAGUUUGCUGCUCGCGGUGUUUGCUAUAGCGGCGGAGACCCUGCGGUUCAGCGUCUCGAAGAGGCGGAGAGGUUGGGGUUGAGCAUUGUCGCCGCCGACCACCUUAGGGAUAGCUUCCUUGGGCUUUAUGAUCUGCGGGCUGCUGAUGCUGGCAUUUGUCAGUCUCAGCGCUCUGCGCUCGGGCUUCUCGCCUCUGCUAGAACCAAUGGAAUAACUCAAAGUCAACUUGCUAAAGAACUUGGCAAGAAUGCAAACAACAUGUUCUUUGUUGUGAGGAACCUUGAAUGCCAAGGUUUGGUGACUAGACAUUCAACAGUCAUGAGAACCAAAAAAGCUUGCAGUGAAGGGGAGUCUAACAAUAGCUCAGCUGUGACUACAAAUAUGAUCUACUUAUGUCGUUAUGCGAAACAUUUGGGCUCACAACAGAGGCUUGAAAUUACAAAAGAGGAUAAAAGUUUGGACAGUCUUGAGGAUGUGGGUAGAAGUGCUAUGGCUGGAGAUGGUGCUGCAGGAGAGUGUGUCAAAGAUGAAGUGCUUAUAAAUGAUUAUCUGCCUGCACUGAAAGCUAUAUGUGAUAAACUCGAAGCAGCCAAUGGCAAGGUUCUUGUCAUCUCAGAUAUUAAAAGAGAUCUUGGUUUUCGAGAAACACGUGGGCAUAGACGUUGGAGACAUAUUUGUAAGAAGUUGAAAGAUGCUGGUGUUGUGGAAGAAUUUUGUGCAAAAGUGGACGAAAAGGAAGUUAGCUGCCUACGUUUGGUGAAACAGUUUUCGACAAAGUAUUUUGAGCAAAAAAAUCUUGGAUGUGGAGAUGAUAAUUUUGAAGAAUAUUCAGCGAAGUUUGGGAAGAAAGGUCAAAUAACCGAUCAGCUUGUAGAGCUUCCAAUUGAGCAUCAAAUUUAUGACAUGAUUGAUGCCAAAGGACGAGAGGGCUUAACUGUUGUCGAGGUGUGCAGGAGGCUUGGAAUUAGCAACAAAAAGUAUAAUACUCGUCUUCGUAACAUGUUUGAGAGGUUUGGGGUGCAUCAGCAAUUUGAAAACUGUAACAAGAGCAAGGCAUAUCGAGUCUGGACGCGUGGGAAUUUUAAUCCUGAAUCACAUAAUGCUUUUCCUUGCAUAUCUGAAAAUCUAUGUAAUAAUGAUGGCGUUUCUACUCCACAUGUUGAGGGUCUAGCUUUUUAUGAAAAGUCAGCUCAAACCAUUCUUCCAUCGAACUCUUCAGCUUCCACAGAUGAUAUUGCAACCUCUGUAGAAAUCAAGAAUGGGGACAUUGAUGAAGAAUUUUCUUGUUGCCCCCAAGAAGAUGUUGAGUGUAUCCAUAUGCUUCCUUCUCCAAGCAUUCAGCAAGAGUUAGUUCAUGAAGUGGGAGGUACAGGUCCCAAUGCCAAACUUGGUUUAGUGAGUAUUGCAACUGAAUCGAUUGAUGCUCUAUUAGAAACAUCACCUUCUUCUUUGGCAAAGUCACUGAAAUGUCAAUCAUAUCAGAAGAAUUCAAGUCAUAUUUUGACUGCAGACAGCAUUCAGCGGGAGCAGAGAAUACUUGAGUUAUUACAGGAGAAGAAAUUUGUUUUGAGAGCUGAGCUACACAGGUGGCUUGAGAGUCUUGAGCAGGACAAGGACACAGCAAUGGACAGAAAAACACUUAUCCGUGUCUUGAAGAGGCUUCAAGAACAAGGGCACUGUAGAUGUAUUGAUAUUAGUGUCCCCCUCCUCACAAAUUGCCAUCGUAGCCGUAUUCAAACAGUGAUUCUACAUCCAUCUAUUCAAGGUUUACCUCCCGAGCUAUUAGGUCAACUUCAUGAUAGAAUCAGGUCUUUUGACAUGGAAGUCCGUCGUGAAGGCUCAUCUAGGUUGAAGAGGGAACUACCAGUUCCUGUACUAAAUGAUGUCCAGAGAACUUCAAGCCGUGUAAAUUCAGAUGCUCAAGCUUUAAAGUCAGAAAUCAUGCGUGCUAAUGGAUUUGUAAAGGCAAAAAUGGUUCGUGCAAAGAUGCUGCAUAGUUUUUUAUGGGAGUAUGUGAAUAGUUUACCUGAUUGGGAUGAUGUGUUUUCCUUGGGGAGAGAUGCGUGUAACGAAAACCCUCACAGCACUUGCAAGUUGUUUGCUCUAGAUGUAGCUAUUAGGGCAAUCCCAUUUGAGUUGUUCUUACAGAUUGUGGGAUCCAGUCAGCAAUUUGAUGACCUGAUUGAGAAGUGUAAGAGUGGUUUGCGUCUCUCUGAUCUUCCAACUCAAGAAUAUAGGCGGCUGAUGGACACCCAGGCAACGGGACGCCUCUCAUGGAUUAUAGACAUUUUACGGAGGUUGAAGUUGAUUCGGCUGGUAAGUGAUGGUCAUUUGGAAGAUGGAUCUGAGGUCCCACAUGCCACACUUAAACAUGCUAUGGAGCUUAAACCUUAUAUUGAGGAGCCACUGUCAAUUGUUGCUUCAUCUUCAAAUUUUAUGUCUCUCGAUCUUCGCCCAAGGAAAAGACAUGAUUUUAUCCUUUCAAAUAGAAAAGCUGUUGAUGUAUAUUGGAAUACUUUGGAAUAUUGUUAUUCUUCUGCUGUUCCUACAGCUGCGUUGCAUGCAUUUCCGGGAUCUGCUGUCCAUGAGGUCUUUUUUCACCGGUCAUGGGCUUCAGUUCGGGUUAUGUCAGCUGAUCAGCGUGGUGAGCUCCUUAAGCGUAUAGUAAAUGAUGAUCCAGAUAAAAAACUUUCAUUCCUAGAGUGUCAGAAGAUUGCAAAAGAUCUUAAUCUGACCUUAGAGCAGGUGCUUUGUUUCUAUCAUGAUAAGAGGCAACAGCGCCUUAACAGAUUUCGGGGAGGUUUACAUGCCAAAAACGGUGAGUUUCAAUUGCUGAAAAAUGAACAUCCUUCAUCUUCUAGGAAAAGAAAACGAUCUUCAGGAAGACAGCCAUUGAAGCAUAUAGAAGUUGACUCUGAAGCUGGGCAGUUGGGAGAGCAUGACAAUAAUUUGCCAUUGUAUCAUGAAGAAGAUCAUGUAGAGGAUACAGAAGAGCCAGCAUCACAUGAAGGAGAUGAAGUGCAUUUUUCUUUCAUUAGUCAGUGUGCCUUUUCAAGGAUGAAGCCGAUGCGACAAAAAAAGUUCCUGUGGACGGAGGAAGCAGAUAGGCAAUUAGUGAUCCAAUAUGCAAGGCAUCGUGCAGCCCUUGGGACUAAAUUCCAUCGGAUAGAGUGGGCUUCCCUUCAUGAUCUUCCUGCACUCCCAAGUGCCUGCAGAAGAAGAAUGCAGCUAUUGAACAGUAAUAUGAAAUUUAAGAAAGCUGUAAUGAGGCUAUGUAAUAUGCUUAGUGAACGGUAUGUCAAACAGCUGGACAAAACCCAGAAAAGACUUCCAAACAAUUCUGACUUCAGGUUGAUGACUCAAGGUUCAUCAGGGGAAUGUCUUAACAGGAAGUUCUUUGAUAGUGUUGAACAUAAUCUGGAGUCAGAUUUUGAGCAAGAGGUAUGGGAUGAUUUUGACAAUAAAAGUAUUAAGAUAGUCCUUGAUGAAGUUCUUCAAUACAAGAAGAUUGCAAAAUUGGAGGCGUCUAAACGAAUUGGAUGUACAUCUGAGGAGUGGUCAGAUCUAAAUGUGGAUGCUGAAGAAUGUGAUCCCCAGGGUACACUGCUAGGUUCCCCAACCACUCCUGGUGAGGAUACUCAGAAACAUUGCAGGGAACGAUUUAAUCAUUCUAGUCGAAGAUCAAGAUGUCAUCGUGUACCUCGAAAGUUCAUCAAACUUUUGAAAGAAGGGACAAGUGUUGAUAUACAAGUGUUUGAAUCAUUGGCAGUUUCCAAUGCUGUAGAACUAUUUAAGCUCGUCUUUCUCAGCACCUCAACAGCACCAGAGGUGCCAUACUUGUUGGCAGAAACUCUUCGGAGGUAUUCAGAACAUGAUCUUUUUGCAGCCUUCAACUACCUCAGAGCAAAGAAAAUGAUGGUUGCAGGUAAUGGCAGUCAUCCUUUUGUUCUUUCUCAACAGUUUCUGCAAAGUGUUUCUUCGUCUCCAUUUCCGACAAAUACUGGAAAGAGAGCUGCUAAGUUUUCUAGUUGGCUACAUGAAAGAGAGAAAGAUACGAUGGAAGAGGGCAUUAAUCUUACUGCAGAUUUGCAGUGUGGGGACAUUUUCCAUUUGUUUGCUCUAGUUUCUUUGGGAGAACUGUCCAUUAUGCCAUCCUUGCCUGACGAUGGUGUUGGAGAGGCCGAGGAUUCGAGAAGCUUAAAACGUAAGGCUGAGGACAAUGAGUUUUGCAAUGACGAGCAGCCUAAAAAACCAAAAUCUUUGGGGAUUGAAGGCGAGAUUAAAUCUCGCAAAGCAAAAGGUUUUCCUGGAAUCAUGAUAUCCUUGAGUCGUAAAAUGAUUUCAACAGACAAUGCUUUAGAAAUUUUUAGAGAUGGGGAUAUUCGUACAGGUUUGGUUCCCUUUGAUGAGAAUGAUCAAUUGAACACUGCCUGGGGUCAGAUAACUGGAAGCAGUCCAUGUCAUUCUGACCAUAUGGAGGACAUUCUUGACUAUGACACUGGUAUUCAUCUAACGGAGGUUUCCAGUGAGUCUUCAUGGGAAGCUAUGACAAGCUAUGCUGAAUGUUUGAUGUCAGAACAUCCUGAUAAAGAACAGAUAAUUCCCUUCUAUCCUGAGCACUUUAGGACUGCUUAUACAGCCAUUCAUAGGGCUGGUGAUCAAGGUUUGAGCAUGGGAGAAAUUUCUGAAGUUUUGGAGAUGAAAGGAGAAAAAAUGGCUGAACUUAUUGUCGACGUGCUCGAAGUAUUUGGACGAGUUUUGAAGGUGAAUGCUUAUGACUCUGUGCAUGUUGUUGAUGCUUUAUAUCGUAUGAAGUACUUUUUGAUGUCAACAACUGGUUAUAGUCAAGAUAAUCCGACUCCAUCCAUAAAAUCACCUGGAACAAGUAUUGAUCAUCAAUUGAUCCUCCAGCCAAAAAAGCUUGAGACUAACUGUCAGAGGGAAUCAAACAUGAACACUGAUGAUGUGCAUAAAGUUACCAUUCUUAAUCUUCCAGAAGAGGUUGUUCAAUUCUCAAACAAUAUUCAGUCCAUUGAGGAGCUUGAGAGCUGCAGGCUGGGAGGGAAACAUGACGGUGAAACAUUUGAAUUUUCUUCUGCUGAUUCGCAUUUAUGUAGGCCAAUAUUACCAUGGAUAAAUGGAGAUGGGACAAUCAACAAGAUUGUCCAUAAAGGACUUAUGCGCCGCAUUCUUGGUAUCGUGAUGCAAAAUCCUGGGAUAUUAGAGGGUGAUAUAGUUUGCCGAAUGAAUGUAUUGAAUCCUCAGAGCUGCAGAAGACUGUUGGAGUUGAUGAUUUUGGAUAACCACCUGUUCAAGCGGAAGAUGCAUCAAACGACAUCUGAUUCACCUCCCGCCAUAUUGGGGAGCCUUCUUGGGAGCAGCUUCAGGAAGCCCAAGUCAAUUUUCCGUGAACAUUUCUUUGCCAAUCCCAUGAGUACAUUCCAAUUGUAGAGAAAUUUUGGAUUUUAGUUUCUUUCCUUUGGUGGAAGCUUUUGUUGUGAGGGCGCUAAUUUGGAACAAAAAUUUUAUGUUCCCCUUCGGUCCUUCAGGUGGUCUCAGGUCUGUGUAUUAGUGGAAAUAUGAACUGCUUAUGGGUAUGGUGUGUAGGAUUGUAGAAAGGACAACCAAGCGAUUGUAAAGAAUCCUACCAUAAAAGUUGCUUCAAUGUAACAUUAUGCUACCUCAAAUGUGUUAAUAUUUUUUUUCCCUUCCAAA